Molecule: messenger RNA, 2819 nt
Organism: Alosa alosa (allis shad)
Lineage: Eukaryota; Metazoa; Chordata; Actinopteri; Clupeiformes; Clupeidae
Gene: exo1
Product: exonuclease 1
Exons: 14
Coding region: 118-2634 (838 amino acids)
Biological process (GO): DNA recombination; mismatch repair
Cellular component (GO): nucleus
Molecular function (GO): 5'-3' DNA exonuclease activity; DNA binding; metal ion binding
Source: RefSeq, a predicted model, not a curated record
CACAGGCGUACGCAAUGAAGCUCCAAUUUUGCCGCUAAAGUUGAAGACUCGCAGGGUUUUGUUGCAGGACAGUAGACUUUAUAAUUGUGACACUGGAUUCACCCCUCUACUGUGAAAAUGGGAAUUCAGGGCCUGUUACAGUUUCUAAAGGAUGCUACAGAGCCCAUAAACGUCAAAAAAUACAAAGGCCAGACAGUGGCCGUGGAUACAUAUUGCUGGCUGCAUAAAGGAGCAUUCGCAUGUGCUGAAAAACUAGCCAAAGGAGAACCUACGGAUCAAUAUGUAACAUAUUGCAUGAAAUUUGUGGACAUGCUCUUGUCCUUCGGUGUCAAGCCUAUCCUGGUGUUUGAUGGCCGUAACCUACCAUCGAAGCAGGAGGUUGACAAGGCACGUGGAGAGCGUCGACAGGCCAAUUUACAGCGGGGCAAACAGCUCCUUCGUGAGGGAAAGGUAUCUGAAGCACGAGAAUGCUUCACUCGAUGUGUUAGUGUCACUCCCUCCAUGGCUCAUGAAGUAAUCAAGGCUGCCAGGAUAAGGGGUGUGGACUGUAUAGUGGCUCCGUAUGAGGCUGAUGCCCAGCUGGCCUUCCUGAACAAAGCAGACAUUGCCCAGGCCAUCAUCACAGAGGAUUCAGACCUGCUAGCGUUUGGCUGUAAGAAGGUUGUAUUAAAGAUGGACAAGCAGGGCAACGGUUUGGAGAUCGACCAGAACCACCUGGGGCGCUGCCACACCCUGGGGAACGUCUUCACUGAGGAGAAGUUCCGCCACAUGUGCAUCCUCUCAGGCUGUGACUACCUGGCCUCUCUCUAUGGCAUCGGCCUGGGCAAGGCCUGCAAGCUCCUCCGCAUGGCCAACAACCCUGACAUCCUCAAGGUGAUUAAGAAAAUGGGCCAGUACUUGAAAAUGAACAUAACAGUUCCAGAUGAAUAUAUAGAGGGAUUCAUCAAGGCCAACAACACCUUCCUCUACCAGCUCGUGUUUGACCCCAUCAACAGGAAGGUGGUUCCACUAAACCCUUAUGCAGAUGCAAUUGAUCCAGCAACCCUUGGCUAUGCAGGAGUAAAUGUGGGCGAUAAGAAAGGUUUGCAGAUGGCCCUGGGAAAUGUUGAUAUUCACACGAUGGAAAAGAUAGAUGACUUUGAUCCUGAUAAAACAUCUGUACAGCCCACCAAACCUCGCAGUCGAGGUUGGAAUGAUCGGCAAGAUCGUAAGGCCCUCCAGCACACCAGUAUAUGGAGCAAAGGCUAUGUCCCAGGCCUGACCACCGCUCCCAGUGCCUCCUCAUCUGUCCGGGAGAAGCUCUCUCCCACCAAGGGGAAGGAAAGAGUGGUCAGCAUGAAGGGCCUGAAACUCUCUCUUAAAGAACCACAGGUCAAGAGACUCAGACAAGACUCCAGUAUUUCAGAAGAUGACUUGCUGCAUCAGUACUCUACCUCAGACCAGAAACGGCAACGCACAGAGACCUCACCCCGUGCCAGCGCACCUGUCACGCCAGAGACCAGGGGCUGCAAGGAGAACCGCGCUCCCGCUGAGAACAAACCACGGAACCGGUUUGCUACAUUACUGCAAAGGAGGAACCAAACAGAGAGUGGAGACAAAGAACAUCAUGGAACAGUCAGCAGGUUCUUCCACAGCAGCAGUAGCAGCACAGCAGUGGAGAGUCCUGGUCCUUCAGCACAGGAUUGUUCUUCUCAGGCUGGAUCCGCAGAGAGAGAGAGAGAGUGCUCCAACCUGGUCUGCUCCGAGGGAGACUCCACGCCAAAGACAGAGGCUGACGACCCGCUUCUGGUCUGUGAGGAGUCCUGCAGCCCGCCGGCUUCUCCCCCCGCCCAGCGACCCAGCCAGGGCCUGGGGGUGUUCAGCUGGUCUGGCAGCUCUUCCUCCUCUACCUCCUCCUUUUCCUCACGCCAGCCCAGCACCCCAGCCUUGUCAGGGAUCGCCGCCCUGCAGCAGUUCCAGCGGAAGAAGGAGAUCUGGUCCCGGUCCGGCAUCGUCCAGGGGCACCAGGUCCAGCGACAGACCUCCCGCGUGUCAGACGCAGAUGAGGAAGAGGAGGAGAGGGCGGACAUGUCUGAGAGGGAGCGGUCCCCCAACUCACCGCCCUCCCAGGACAGCGCCUACUUCUCCCAGCCCAAUAGCACCUUUGGCAGCCUGGAGGAGACCCCCACAUCCUCCUUCACACAGCUCCUGGACACGUCCACUCCCACGGAGAUAAAGGGCUCCUCACAAGGCUACUCAGCAUAUUGGGAAUCGUCUUCCCGGCUGAGCCCCGAGGGGAGUCCCACAGACACCUGCAGUCCCACAGACACCUGCAGUCCAGAGAAGGUCAGGUCCACUCCCAUGAGACCAAAGCAGGUAGCAGGCCUUCCUCGCGUGCGGCCCACUGACGCGGGCAGAGUGGGGAAGAUCCGCACCUCUGCUCCGGCGCGGGCCAGCGGCCUACGCAAAAAGCCCGCGGGGUCUGGGAAGAGGUCCAGUAAUGACGAGAACCAGCCGGCCGUGCAGGCCACCAUCAGUGGCCUGUGGAAGAGCUUUGGAUUCAAGAAAGAAACCACAAAGAUUGCUCCAUGUAAGAAAGUGGAACCCAUGUCACCGGUGAAGGAGAAUGUGCCUGCAUCAUGCUCCCCCCACUAGCACCACCACCUACCUCUGUCUUGGAGAAGCCUCUGGACCAGCAAUAUGGCUUUUCUCCAAGGGCCUCACUCUCCUUAACUACUAUACUAUACAUACUAUGUAUGUUAAAGCUGAAGGGAUGAAAUGUUAUGGGAGCUUUCCUGUUCUUUUUUUUAUGUAAAUAAUAAAGUGACAUUUUUUUUUAA